Phytomonas sp. EM1 is the source of this 1719-nucleotide messenger RNA. The record is from the annotation of a GenBank genome assembly. NCBI's taxonomy places the organism in Eukaryota, Euglenozoa, Kinetoplastea, Trypanosomatida, Trypanosomatidae.
AUGCCGAGGCUGCACGUGUGGUUCGCGGGUGCGAUCGCGGCGUCAGGGGUUUCAUACGUUGCGUACUGGCAUAUCUAUCUUCCCCGCGUUACCUUUCAAGCUGCGUUCGAGGAAAAGCUCGAAAUCGAAAAACAAAACCUCCAAGGGGUGUUUCAGCGUCUAACGCAACUCAAAGUCUCCGUCGAGCACGCGUUAUCGAAAAAAUCUUUUCUUUCUCCCGCGGUGGACGGCCACGGCGUCGGUGGAAGUGGUUUUCUGCACAAUGCGUUACCCUCCUCGUCGGUGUGGGCGACUAAUCGUGAAAAACUUCUCUUUUUUUGCGAGUUGCAGCAGGUGAGGUAUUUAUUUUUCUCCCUGCCUUAUCUGGUGAAGGGGUUUCUUCUCGCGACCCGUGCAGAGGCCGCCUCGUUGCUGGAAACCCUCAACGCGAUGGAAAGGCAGCAUUGUGAUUUUCUCAACUUUCGUGAUGAGGCGCUUUCCUUCGGGCAGCAAAUCACGUGUUUGAUAUGCUUUUGGGUGUACGUGAUCGGUUUCCGCUGGAUUCCGGCGCUCUGCUGGCGUGAGGAUACCCCCCGGCGACGGCAAUUUUUUCAUCAACUCGCAAAACGCAUCACCUCCGCGUUGGAGAUUGAAACCACCUUGCACGUGGAUGCCGUCGAGAACCCAUGGGCGUUGGCGAACGACGGAGAGGGGAGGGAAAUCGCGCAAACGCCCCUCCCUCCGGAUCCAUACCUCGUCUUGAACGCGGUGCAUUGGAUUGAAGAGGUGGGGUUUUGGGCGUGCGCGAAUAACCCGUUGCUGCUCCCAAAAGAACCCUCCGACGGAGGAAAUCCCCUCUCAUCGGGGCUGCGGCUUCUCUCCACUCCGUCGGAUUCGUUUUUCCGUUUAUUUGGGGAAAAUUUCACGCGCGCGCGACCCCGCGCGGUGGCCUUCCCGAUUACCUUCGCGCAUCACUGGCAGGGCUGCUGGCGGCGCCGCGAGCGGGGCCUCCACUCCGCCCUCAAAAUCGACCCCCCCUCCUCUCGAGAAGACGCGAGCGAAGAAAACGCGGCAAGGCUGAGCGAAGGGUCUCCUCCAACAUCCUUUGGCUACCCUCUCACCUCCGACCUCGCCGCGUUGGAGGCUUUUCUCCAAACCACGCACCCUUCUCGCGCGAAUCCCCAUCAAAAUCGGGAGGAUCAUGCGGGAACGCCCCAUUCCAUCGGGAAACCGGAAGGCGACGCGUUUCGUCGCGAGAAAAUGAAUCCUUCGCCGCCCUGGAUUCCCGUCGCCGUGGCGGGGUUGCCGCGUUUACUUUUCGUGCACCCGUCGGUAUCGCGGGCGGAUAAACGACCCCGCCCGACGCGCUCCGCCGUCUACGAGCACCUCGCGCGAAAACAAUUCUCCGAAUCCGCCCCGGGCGAUCAAAUCCUCGUGGAAGCAUCGAAUGCAAUGCGUGAAGAAAUGGAAAGGAACGAAAACGCAUCGAAUGCAUCUCGUGGAGGUCAAAAGGAAACAACGAAUGCCCUUCCCGAUCACGUGCGGGCGAGUUUAAUCGAAUGGCAACAGCAAUGCUCUUUGCCUUCUUUUUCCAAGGUGUGGUGGGGAGGGGUUUACGGCGGCCGUUCUCGCGGGCGGGGGUUGCAUUAUCACGUCGGGCACCCCACGCCAACAGAAGAACUUCCUUCGGAGUGGAUUCGAUGCGCGAAGAACGCGAUUGAAUCGGCGUAUGGGGAGUAG